Lecanosticta acicola is the source of this 885-nucleotide messenger RNA. Lineage: Eukaryota; Fungi; Ascomycota; Dothideomycetes; Mycosphaerellales; Mycosphaerellaceae. The record is from the annotation of a GenBank genome assembly.
AUGCGCGCCUCAACCCUCGUCCUGGCGCUGCCUGCGCUGGCUGCUGCUCAGCAGAUCCCGAUGCUUGACCAAGUCAAAGGCUGGUUCGCAAAGGCUACCGAUUCGAUAUCCUCAGCCGUCUCGUCAGCAACAGAAUCCGCCUCGAUUCCCAAGCCGAAGAUCCCUGAUCCAGUCGCAGCCGGUGCUGCCAAGAUUGCGAGCUUGAAUGUUGAGCGAUUGGGUGUACACAACCACGAUACCCUCAUUAAACCAGGCCAGUCAACAGCCUCUCCGGGCAUCGAGACAUGGGAGGUCUUCGUGACCGGUGGAAACAAGACUUGCUAUGGCGCGUGCGCCAGGGCAGAGACAGCUUUCAACGAGAGCGUUGCGCUUGUUGCAGCUUCGCCGAACCCACCACACCUUGCGAUUCUCAACUGCGAAACGGAAGGUCCGCUCUGCCACGCCUGGGCUGUAUCCCCACCUAGCCUUCUCCACAUUCAGCUUCCGCAACCUCUCCCUGACCAGUCCACCCCGGCCACGACCUACCGAACAAUCCAUCUGAACCGCACCACCAUUACCGCACCUGAGAUCGCGGCAAUCCACCUGCAAGACAAAUACCUGGACCAGGAGCCAUACGAGGGCGUUUGGCACCCAUUUGACGGCCAAUUGGCCAAGGCCGGAGUGAUCCUCUACGUCGGGUACAUCAUUUGGGGCUUCUCCCAGAUUCCGUCUUGGGCCUUCAUGAUUGGCAUUUCCAUGUUCAGCCGGACUUUCAUGUAAGAUCUAACGCCGCCGACGGUAUACACAGACAGCAACUGACAGUUGUACAGGAGCCGGCGAACGCAACCCCAAGGUGGCCGAGGCGGUGCGGCACCGCCUGCUGCUGGCGCUGCUGCUGCUCAAUAG